Molecule: messenger RNA, 334 nt
Organism: Fusarium redolens
Lineage: Eukaryota; Fungi; Ascomycota; Sordariomycetes; Hypocreales; Nectriaceae
Exons: 2
Coding region: 176-334 (52 amino acids)
Source: RefSeq, a predicted model, not a curated record
GGCCCCAACCUUCUUCCUACAACCCACCUAAAAGGAUACCACGCUUCAAUCAUCCAUCACGCCUUCUAGCCGUAACCGCUAACAGCAUCAUAGCUGCCCCGUCACGAUGCCUGCUAUCUGAAGAAGCCUGCAGGCACCCAGGCCUAACAAGCCUUAUCUGACUGAAGGCCAUGAUAUGAUCCUUAAGAUUGAAGAAGCUCUUAGGCGAAAUAAGGGCAAGGGCGAUAUGCUGCGUAUAAUGGCUAUAGAUAUUAGAGAGGCCUGGUUUAAUAAGGAUAAUACUAGCUGCAUUAGGAUAGCGAUCUUUAGUUAUGAGAUCCUCCUGCUUAUAUAG